AUGGACCUCAUGGACCUGUCUCAUCAAAAUAGGAUCAACACACAGCUGAGCAAGCAGAAAGUUGGAAAGACUAUAUACACUGACUGCAUACGGGCGGAAAACAUCAAGCAGAUUGUUCCAGCAAUUACACAGUGCAUUGAAUGUUAUCCCCGAUUCCACAGAGCCGAGAAUCCAGACAUCUGCAUCAUGGUAACUGGAAUUCCCAACGUUGGAAAAUCAUCUCUGAUAAACGCACUGCGCAGAAUGCAUCUUAGGAAAGGAAAGGCCUCUAGAGUUGGUGGAGAACCUGGGAUUACCCGCUCAGUGCUGAGUAAAAUACAGGUAUCUGAAAAUCCUUUAAUCUACCUCUUGGACACACCUGGUGUUCUCUCCCCACGUAUUGAGAAUGUUGAGACAGGAAUGAAAUUGGCGCUAUGUGGAACAAUUCUUGAUCAUUUGGUGGGAGAGGAUAUCAUUGCGGAUUAUCUUCUUUAUACCCUAAAUAAUUACCCCCAACACAGAUAUGUGCAGCAUUAUGAACUGGAAGGGCCAUGUGACAACAUUGAGACACUCUUAAAAGAAAUUGCUAAAAAGCUGAGAAAAACUCAGAAGGUUACAGCUAUUACUGGUACUGGUAAGUUUUCUGAAUAUCCAGAUGGCUUUUUAUUCCACUAG
Staurois parvus is the source of this 654-nucleotide messenger RNA. NCBI's taxonomy places the organism in Eukaryota, Metazoa, Chordata, Amphibia, Anura, Ranidae. The record is from the annotation of a GenBank genome assembly.